This is a messenger RNA of Tachysurus vachellii, 3151 nucleotides long. RefSeq names its product ubiquitin carboxyl-terminal hydrolase 30-like. Lineage: Eukaryota; Metazoa; Chordata; Actinopteri; Siluriformes; Bagridae. The transcript has 13 exons. The record is from RefSeq and is a predicted model, not a curated record. Gene Ontology annotation, biological process: protein deubiquitination. Gene Ontology annotation, cellular component: nucleus; cytosol. Bases 65 to 1546 code for a protein of 493 amino acids. Gene Ontology annotation, molecular function: cysteine-type endopeptidase activity; cysteine-type deubiquitinase activity.
UGCCGUCCGUGGGUUUUCCUGAACAGAAACAAAAGCUGGAGUUUUUGGUUCCGCUUAAUGGACGAUGUCUUGUUACGGACAGAAGGCCACAGACGAGUUCCUCAGAGAGUUUUUACGCACACGGUCGUCUGCCAAGACUAGGAUGAUGAAGAACUGGGGUGUGAUUGGAGGCAUUGCAGCUGCUAUGGCAGUGGGUGUGUACGUGCUGUGGGGUCCGAGUACAGACAGGAAGAAGAGGAGGAGAGGCAUGGUCCCGGGUUUGUUGAACCUGGGAAAUACAUGCUUCCUGAAUGCACUGCUGCAGGGUCUGGCCACAUGUCCUUCUCUAAUCGGCUGGCUCCAGGACUUUACCACCCACAGCCUCUCCCGUCACUCCAGCACAGACACGCAGAUAGAUGUGCAGAAGGGUACAUCACUAGAUACACGGAUUUCCAAAACACUCUUGCAGCUUCUUACAGCUCUGUCCAGUCCUAAUCUCGCAGAGGACGAUGUUUUGGAUGCAGGAUGUCUGUUAGAAGCUCUUCGUCUGUACAGAUGGCACAUCACCUCCUUCGAAGAACAGGAUGCUCACGAGCUUUUCCACGUCCUCACGUCGUCUCUUGCGGAGGAGCGCGAGCGACAGCCCAGAGUCACUCACCUGUUUGACAUGGAGACACUGGAGAAAUCAGCAGAAACAUGCAAAAACCCUGUUAGCUGUUGGAGUCGAGGGCCUCUGCAUCCAAUUCCCAACCGGUGGAGGACACAGCACCCAUUCCACGGACGCCUGACCAGCUACAUGGCAUGCAAGCGCUGCGAGCGACAGAGUCCGGUGCGUUACGAUUCAUUCGACAGCCUCUCACUGUCCAUUCCUGCCGUUCAGUGGGGUCGGCUGGUUACCCUGGAUCACUGUCUUCAGCAUUUCAUCUCCUCAGAGACAAUUAAAGAGGUGGAGUGUGAGAACUGCACGAAGAAACAAGCGGAGUCUGAGGACAGUCAGGUCCUGAAGAGCCAGAGGACGACCUUCGUAAAGCAGCUUAAGCUUGGGAAACUCCCCCAGUGUUUGUGUAUUCACCUGCAAAGACUCACCUGGUCUCCAGAGGGUGCGCCCAUUAAGCGACAAGAACACGUUCAGUUCUCAGAGUACCUUAGCAUGGACCGCUAUAAGCACAUCAGCGCUGCACAAACACUACAGGUGCACAGCAUGGCCAAAACCCCCACAACAGAGCAACCAAACAAUCAAACCGUUGCCAAUGGAGUCGACCAAGAGCACCACAACAACAACAAUCCUCUAUCAAACGGCAGCAUCUCCUCUGUGUUUCUUCGUCCUGCAUCGCUUAACUUCGCACACGACUUCAGCUCUUCAGAGUACCUGUACCGGCUGACGGCAGUGCUUGUGCAUCAUGGCGAUACACACUCCGGUCACUUCGUCACGUACCGGCGCAGUCUGGCAUCGUUCAGCAGUCCACAGUGGCUGUGGGUUUCAGACGAGUCAGUGCGCAAGGCCAGCCUGCAGGAAGUCCUCUCCUCCAGCGCGUACCUGCUGUUCUAUGAGCGAGUGCACAAGUGAACCAGGACAUCAGAUCUGGGCUGCAGGUCUACAGAGAACAGUGUUAAUAUUAGAGCAAGCGUGUAGCUGAUCCAUACAACAGAGCUCUACCUGAAACACAGAGUGUGUGGGCUGGAUGAAGCAGAGUUUACAAAACACUCCGGGUUCUAACAGAGCACACGGUGAGGUCAUGAUGAUCUUCACACUCCUGUUUAUUGAGUACAAAAAUAAGGUUCUUCAGAUAUUUGAGGGUUGCUCUAGGUGAAGCAGUCAGUACACCUGCUUAGUCAUGCAGUUAUCCAAACAGCCAAUAGCACAGAUACACUUCAAGAGUUUGACGUGUAAGUGUAAUAAUUAUGGUUGUAGAGAGUGAUUAUUAUUUACCUCAGAAGUCCUGUCAACUCAAAUCAGUUUAAAAAUUGUUAAGAGUGAAAAAUCCAGUUUCUGAAAUGCUCCAACCAGCCCAACAAUGCCAAAGACACAGAGAUCACAUUCUCCCUCUGUUCUAAUGUUGAACAUUAACUGAAGAUCUCAACCUGUAUUUGAAGGAUUAUUUUUGUUGUUGCGUUGCAAUGAUUGGAUUGGAUCUGAACGGGAUUUAAGCUGAAGAAUGCCUCCGAAAAUUAAACCAUUUUCCUUGAAUCUUAAUACUAAAAUAAGAAAAGUACCUCAAAGACCAAUACUGAUCCUGGAGCAUUUAACAGGAUACAGAUUUAUGGCAUUUCCACUGCAUUGUUCUUUGGUUUAAGGUUUCUAGCUUCCUAAAGCAUUUCUACUUGGCCCUUUUGGCUAAAAGGAGAAAGGAAAAAAACUUUUUAGGUGGGGAAAAAAAGCCCACAUUUUUUUAAUGUAUUGUUUGUGUAUGUUGGGUCCCAGGUCAUGGGUUCUGCCUCAUGUGUAAGCCUCGUCUGCCAAUCUGGGUGUGCUGAAGGUGUUGUAUAUCGACACAAAUACAUGCAGGAGAAAUGGUUUUUAAACUUUUCAUUACACUCUUAUUGAAAACACCACGGUACUCCAGGGUUUGGAGGGUUUAAUGUUUGUAUGAUUCUUAAUGGGUUCUGCUUGGAAAUGAUUGUGAAACCACGAUUAUUAGCUGCUAAUGAAUUUGUGUGUUUUUGUUUGUUUGUGUGUACACAACAUCUCAAAUGUCAUUUUUUAUGACCUGUUGUUUAUUUAGCCAGAUCUUAACGAUCUGCAGUUACUCUUUGUUGCUGUGAUUCAUCUGCAGUCAGUUAAUCAUGCCCCAUCAUGUAGCUAAACUCUUGAUGGUCUUCCAGUCCAGAUGCACCUUUGACUAGACAAGAGGAAGUAAUGGUUGCUGAAUUGUAUCUAAUAUUUAAGAUUUUUAGAGCUUUACAAGUGUCGACUAUUUAAAAAAAAAAACACCAAAGGCAUGUUUUCUGUAACUGAUCUGUCCAGUGUUUCGGUUUAUGUAGAAAAGGCUCAAUGCCAAGCUCUCACACGUGUAGUAUUGUUCCAAAAAAUAUAUACUAAUUGUAUGCUAAAGAAUUUGCACGGAAGAUGGUAUUUUGACCAUUUCAUAUUGUAUAAUUGUAAUGGUUAAAGUUUUUUUAAACUGUUUUGCUCAAUUGUAAAAGAUAUUCAAUAAAUUUCAGCAACUGUGAA